AUGUGUGGUGUAGUUUGCAGAAAGAGCAGCACAUGGAUGACCCUUGCAGCUCGGUUUGUUGUUGUGAUCCAAACACCAUGGUCCAGUUUUUGCGAUUGCCCUCAACAUUGCAUUCUUGCAAGCAGUAGUCCCACACUUGGCUUAAAUCUAACUGGAGAAGGAACAAAAUCCCAAUACUGGAUUGCUACGGCCCAAUUUGGUAGUUCCUCUAUCCUGGAAUUAGGAAGCGAUCCGGUGUACUCAAUUGAACGCCUUUGCGAAGAGAAUGAUGCGGUUAUUUUAGCAGUUCGGGCAACAAAGCCACGAGACCUACCUGUUCCAGGACGUGAGCUCUCAGGUGUGCAUUUUGCAAUGGAAUUUCUACAUGCGAAUACUAAAAGCUUAUUGGAUAGCAAUCUUGAAGAUGGAAACUAUAUGAGAGGAACCAAACAUAGCGCAUUGUACUCUCAUUUAUUUUCUAACUAUAACAAUAUACUUCCAUUUUCUUAA
This is a messenger RNA of Lactuca saligna, 489 nucleotides long. NCBI's taxonomy places the organism in Eukaryota, Viridiplantae, Streptophyta, Magnoliopsida, Asterales, Asteraceae. The record is from the annotation of a GenBank genome assembly.